AGAUAAUGGUUUGGUUACUGGUGAAUCGAAGGAGUUAUGCUUGGUCUCCAAAGCCGGAAUUUACAUCUCUGUAGAUUCAAAGAAUCGAAUAGAUCAAGCCAUGCUUAUUGGUUUUUUAAAUCAACCGAGAAGCUCAAAAUCUUCCUGGGCAAUGGUUUGGAGGCAGGUGAAUCGUUGGAGGUAUGUCUGGUUAGCAGUGCUGAAGGGUUUUCUCUCAGUGUGGGUUUAUCACUAGCCUGAGCUUGUCUCGUGGAAUCUAUGGGUGCGCUUUAGCAGGAAAGAGAAGCUCCUUCCUUGUUGCCGGCAGUACUUUACCAGAUUUCCUGAUGAACGAGAUCCACGAGUUGAGUUUUCCAGCUAUCAAAUAUGAAGAUGCAAUUGAGUGGUUAAAAGGAAUUGUGGUCUCAAACUUGGCUCAUCGCUGAUUUUUUAUUAAGUUGUUUUGUUCCUUUAUGUCAUCUUAUGGGAGUAUAUGGUGGAUAGAGGUGGAUGCCUGCUAUGGCUGGAUAGGGUGGUUGGUGCUCUUAGAUCGCCUUUGGUUCGGGAUGUGAUUAAGAAUGAUUCUGAAGCUACAGAAUCCAAUACUCAAGAGUUGGUGUGAAGAGAAACUAUUGCACUAGUUUGGCGAUGGUGUUUCUAGAUGUUGUCAUGGUAUCUGCUGCCAAUCUGCUUAGAUCUGAAAGUUUGGUAUGGUUUUGUGCCUCUAUAGCAACAGGGAUUGGAGUGAUGGAGAUUAGCACAGUAGUGCAGCAAUACCUUUUUAUAUCACCAAGCCUUUUCCAUUUUGCUGGUAUUCUUCCAGAGAAGAAUGAUUCAGAGUUCACACCACAACACAACUUGGAAAAAAGGAUGAGCUGCUGGCCUUUGGCUGGGGAACUACCACCCCCUUGCUUUCUCAAUGUGGCUGCAGAUCAUUCUUCCAGAGUUGGCUAUUUAUCAAUAGUUUCUGUGGUUUUGGUUUUCUUGAUAUAUUUAUAGUGGUAUUAAAUUAUCAAUUAAAAA
Rubroshorea leprosula is the source of this 1002-nucleotide messenger RNA. Lineage: Eukaryota; Viridiplantae; Streptophyta; Magnoliopsida; Malvales; Dipterocarpaceae. The record is from the annotation of a GenBank genome assembly.